AUGGAAUUUUUUUCUGUUAAAUCCAUGUACAAUAAACUGAAUGAGAAAACUGUGAAUCAUUAUAACCUAGGACAACCUGAUUCUUUCUGGAAAAAACUUUGGAGUCUAGAUAUUUCUGAUAGAAUAAAGAUCUUCGCAUGGAAAUGCUUACAAAAUGCCCUGUCAACAAAUUUGAAAUUAUCCAAAUUUAUGGAAGAUGUUCAUCCUUACUGUUCUUUUGGAUGCUCUGAAGAGGAAUCCAUAGAGCAUAUUCUGAUUUUCUGUCCUUAUGCUAAAGUUGUUUGGGCUUCUGAGCCAAAUCCUGUAGCACAAUGCUUUCAUAGUUCUAUAACCCUCAUAGACAUCUGUAAACAAUGGAUGGGAAAAUUAAACCCAACUAUCUCUAUAGAGCUCAUUUUAACAAAAGCUUGGUUUAUAUGGAAGGAGAGAUGCAAUAGGGUCUUUGAAAAAACUAAACAAUCUAGUGGUCAGUUAAGUUUAGAAAUCCAAAGAUACUUAGACUUUUGGAGUAAUCAUUCUAAUACUCAGGUGAAAAAUAAGGAUUUGAUUUCUAGUACUUGGUCACCUCCAAGGAAAAAUCAAUUGAAGAUCAAUGUUGAUGCAACCUCGAAUUCUAAGAGUUUGCCUGCAGGUUUUUCUUUAAUUCUCCGUAAUGAUGGAGGUGAAUUUGAGCAAAGCAGAGCAGGACCAACCUCAGCUUCUACCGAUGAAGAAGCGGAAGCAAUAGGUAUGAGACAAGGAGCGAAAUGGGAAGUUGAACAUGGACUGGCCAACUUUUUGGUGGAAGGAGACUGCAAAAAUCUCAUUGACUAUCUGAAUGGAAAAGAAUCAGGAAUUGAAUGGCAGAAUCAAGCCAUAAUGGAGGAAGUCAAGAGGGAAUUUAAUCUUUGUCAAAAAAAAUUAGGUUUUUUUUAUGUCCCUAGAGCUGCAAAUAAUGCAGCAAAUAUCUUAGCCAAGGAGGCUAAGUACUUUAGACAGAAUUUGAAUUGGAGUAAAUCUCCUCCCUCUUGUAUUAAAAAUGCUCUUGAAGUAGAUAAAUCUAAUAUUAAGAUGGAUAUCUCUAAUCCUAUAUUGGAUGGCUCUACUUACCAUGAUGUAAGGAUUACUAACUCCCUAAGUUAG
This is a messenger RNA of Papaver somniferum (opium poppy), 1122 nucleotides long. RefSeq lists its product as uncharacterized. Gene Ontology annotation, molecular function: nucleic acid binding; RNA-DNA hybrid ribonuclease activity. Bases 1 to 1122 code for a protein of 373 amino acids. Lineage: Eukaryota; Viridiplantae; Streptophyta; Magnoliopsida; Ranunculales; Papaveraceae. The record is from RefSeq and is a predicted model, not a curated record. The transcript has a single exon.